AUGAAGUUCACCACCAUCGCCCUCGCUCUCUUCAGCGCCGUCGCCAUGGCCCAGGACUGCCCUCAGACCACCCUCAUGCCCGAGUGCGGUGCCACCUGCAUCCAGUCCGCUGCCUCCGCCAUCGGCUGCACUGGAGCUGGCUACGCCUGCCAGUGCUCCAAGUCUGCUGAGGUCCAGAAUUCCGCUGCCGGCUGCGUUAUCGCCAGCUGCGGCCUCAACGUUGCCCCCACUGUCGUGAGCGCUGCUGCUGCCAUCUGCAGUGCUUGCACUUAA
Molecule: messenger RNA, 273 nt
Organism: Neurospora tetraspora
Lineage: Eukaryota; Fungi; Ascomycota; Sordariomycetes; Sordariales; Sordariaceae
Exons: 2
Coding region: 1-273 (90 amino acids)
Source: RefSeq, a predicted model, not a curated record